Molecule: messenger RNA, 819 nt
Organism: Cooperia oncophora
Lineage: Eukaryota; Metazoa; Nematoda; Chromadorea; Rhabditida; Trichostrongylidae
Source: the annotation of a GenBank genome assembly
AUGGCAUUUCAGAUAACUAACAUUUAUAUGUUCGAGGGCAAGCUGCAUGAGGCGCUGCCUUCUUCAAGAAGAUUAUCUGAAGGCAUCAAGGAUCUCGUAACUGAUGCUCCCUUCGAUUGCUCCGAAUCAGCAAUGUGUCUUCAAGCUAUGGAUUCAUCACAUGUGGCCCUAGUGUCGCUCAAGAUGGAAGUGGGGCUUUUCGAUACGUAUCGGUGUGAUAGGACGAUUAACCUCGGAAUGUCGCUGGCGAACAUGUCGAAAGCAUUGAAAUGUGCCAACAAUGAUGACACGUGUAUGAUCAAGUAUGAGGAAGGCGACAGCGACAGUAUUACGUUCACAUUCGCUGACACGAAGAGGGACAAAACGCAGGACGUCACAGUUAAAAUGAUGGAUAUCGACAGCGAGCAUCUGGGUAUUCCCGAGCAAGACUAUGCUGUUGUGUGCGAAAUGCCUGCCUCGGAAUUCCAGAAGACGUGCAAAGAUUUGACCAUGUUCACUGAUACACUCAACGUUACAGCCACCAAGGCUGGUAUUGUAUUCUCUGGAAAGGGUGAUAAUGGUCAGUCGGUGAUCACCUAUUCACCGAAUAGCAGCGCUGACAGCGAAGAUGAUGCUAGUAACGCUGUGAGAGAUGGCACUGAUCCUGUCCAUAGAAUGCAACUUCUUCAAUCAAAUAACAUGAACCAGUUCAGCGAAAGCUCACUCACUAGUCACAGCCCGUAUCCUUUGACUGAUGAUGGAAAGUCGUCUGGUCAACAAAACGGCCAUCUGCGGUUCUACCUGGCCCCGAAGAUUGAUGAAGAAGAGAACAUGGAUUAA